This is a messenger RNA of Bactrocera tryoni, 18915 nucleotides long. RefSeq lists its product as uncharacterized. Bases 508 to 18507 code for a protein of 5999 amino acids. The record is from RefSeq and is a predicted model, not a curated record. Gene Ontology annotation, molecular function: sequence-specific DNA binding. NCBI's taxonomy places the organism in Eukaryota, Metazoa, Arthropoda, Insecta, Diptera, Tephritidae. The transcript has 10 exons.
ACUUAAUGGUGUUAGCUGGAAAAAUUUGCACGUCUGGUGAAAAAAUUUUUAAAUUGCCGAAAAAUAGUGGAAAAUUUGAGGAAUAAAAACAAAUUUCAUGUGCCUUUGCAAGUUAAAGUGGUUAAUUUGUGUUUGCAUUACAAUUUGUUAAGGAAACGCAGAAAUUUGUUUGUGAAAAAUGUGUGUGAAAAUCAGCUUAACAUGUAAAAGCAGCUAGCUCCUGCUUGUACAUAUACAAAAAAUUCCAAGUAUAUAAGGCGCCGUGCAAAAACGAAAAAAAAAAUAAAAAACUGCGUGCAAGUGGGAGACAAAGAAUAAGAAGAAGCACGAGCCGAAUUAUAUACGAAAACGUGUGCCGAAUACAUAGCAUAAACAAGUGUUGAAAAAAAAAAUAACAAAACAGAAAGUGCGGAGAAAUAGAGCGGCAAAGAGAAAAAAAUCUACCGGCUACGUUGAAAACGUGCGACGGCGGCGUUGUGAGUGUUGUGUUUUGACUUCCACAACGCCAUGUCGCAAAAUCAAAACAAACAACAUUUACAACAACAGCAACAACUUGAGCAUCAUCAACUACAACAACAGCAACACCACCACCAUCAACAACAGCUCUUACACCAUCAUCAUCAGCAGCAGCAGCAUCAGCAACAACAGCAACGACAAUGGCAUCAACAAUAUCAACAGCAACAACAACAGCUACAUCAUCACCAUCAGCAGCAGCAGCAACAACAACAACAAGCACAAUAUGCUGCUGCUGCCGCAGCACAUGCACAUGUUGCUGCCGCCACCGGUAUGAGGAGUGGUAAUGGCAUGCCUGGCAUGUUUGGAAAUACACUAGGUAGGGGUGGUUGUUUAUAUGACACGAGUGGUGGUAGCCUCGUUGGUGGUGGCAACGGUGGCGGCGGCGGAGUUGGCGGCUUUGACCUUGAUAUGGCUGGCCAUCAUAUAGGUAGUGGAAAUGCCUCGGCAAUUACGGCCACGUCUACAGCACCAGCUGUUGGUGUAGGCAUUGCGGGUGGCGGAGUGGGUGGUUAUUUGCCUUCACAUGUCAAUGUUUCUUCUGUCGCCGGUGGCGCGUACAAUGCCGGUAUGUCUGGCAUGCCGACUUCUAGUGAAAGUGGAAGGAGAGCAAGUGUGGGCGGUUGUGCAUACACACAGGCAUCUCAGUCACAACCACAGCCGCCACCACAGCAACCGCAGCAGCAACAACAACACACAAUUUUGCCUCCGGAAAGAAUAAAAAUGGAGCCACUGGAGCAAAUUCUCACACCAACUAUCGAAAUGGAAGAAUUGAUAAUAAAAACCGAACCCACAGAUGAUGCGUACAAUAAAGUUAGUACGGUCGAUGAAGCCAUUGCUACAGGAAGCACAAAUAUGAAUCCUAACGCUGGUUAUAUGAAUUUUCCUAAGCAUUUGCAACCAUAUCCUCAGCAUCAGCAGCAGCAACAACAGCAACUGUUGGAACAGCAAAAACAGCGCCAGAAAUUGCAACAUCAACAACAUGCAUUGCAACAACAGCAACAUCUGCAGCAACAACAACACCAACAUCUGCAGCAACAACAGCAACUGCAGCAGCAGCAGCAACAACAACAACGUGAGCAGCAAUUGCAACAGCAAAUGUUAUCACACGAUGCCAUGGCCGAAGCCGGCUUGUUAACAGUAAAACUGGAACCGCAAAUUCAUAUAAAAGAGGAAAUGCCGGAAGCGUCACAGAAUAAGCCGCUCAACUUUCCACGCCGCAAAGUUCAAACGGAACGUUCCGACACAUUGCCAAUUUGCCAGCGCUGCAAACAGGUCUUCUUCAAAAAGCAAAGCUACAGCAAACAUGUUUCUCAAAGUCUCUGCGAAAUUGUCGAAUAUGACUUCAAGUGUUCUAUAUGCCCCAUGUCGUUCACAUCCAGCGAGGAGCUGCAAACGCACGAACAACUACAUCGCGAAAAUAUGUAUUUCUGUCACAAAUACUGUGGCAAAUAUUUUGACACUAUCGAACUGUGCGAGGUGCACGAGUACAUGCAGCACGAAUAUGUCAAUUAUAUCUGUAAUGUCUGUUCGGCGGGCUUUGCUAGUCGCGAUUUGCUAUUCGCGCAUAUGCCACAACAUCGCAAUCAGCCGCGCUAUGAUUGCCCGGUAUGCCGUUUGUGGUUUCACACAGGCAUACAAUUGCAUCAGCACCGCAUACAAGCGCCGUAUUUUUGUGGGAAAUUUUAUCGUCGCGCCGGUGCUGCAGCACCUGUCAUGCCUGCUGGUGGCGCACCAUUUGGGCCGGUGCCGCCAACCCAUUCGGCUAAUUAUAAUCUACAAGACUGCUCCAUGGGCAUUAUAGAAAUGCCCAACAGCAAUAGCUUCUCUUCAUAUCUACAAAAUCGCGCAUUUCACCAUCAACACCCAGCCCCGCCACAUCCGCCGCUACCACCGCAGCAAAUGCAUCCACAUCUCGCGCAACAACAACAACACAUGCAACGUCAACAACAGCAAUUACAUCUGCAACAACAGCAUCCACCACCAUUUCCAACACAACCGUUACAUGCAGCGCCACAACAACCACAGCCAACGCCCGCUCAGCCAGAUUUUAUGCGCCGCAACAGCAUUACUGGUGCCACCGGCAGCGCGACAACAGAAUUUCAAAUGCCACAAAUUAAAACCGAAAUAAAAGUGGAACCCGAUCUUUAUAGCACGCCAGAUUAUCCGCUGCAGACACCACUGCCACCACCACCUUUACCGCCACCGCCGUUAGGCGCCGCACAACAGUCGACGUUGGCCUCACCAUCACGCCAGCGUGGUCGCUUUGGCGACUUCACAAAUGAGUCCUUUGGCGCUGGUGGCGCAAGCGCUGACUCUUCGCACACAUUUGGCACGCACAAUAACAGCAGUGGCAGCAAUGGCAACAGUAAUGAUUUUUCCAACAGCAACACUUCGAGUUUGCAGCGCAGCAACAGCAAUGACAAUAACGGCAGCAAUCAUAAGCCGUCAGCAUUUCCUGUUGGCAAUUUUCAUUUCCCCACCACACCAGCAGUGUCGCGCACACGCGUAGUGGAUACCGGCGAGGAUGGCGCCGUUUGCUGUGUGCCCCAUUGCGGCGUCACAAAGCAGUCCAGUCCCACGCUGCAAUUCUUUACAUUCCCGAAAGAUGAAAAGUAUUUGCAUCAAUGGUUGCAUAACCUCAAAAUGUUUCCGGAACCCGAUUCCACGUACAACCAAUAUCGCAUUUGUAGUUUACAUUUUCCCAAACGUUGCAUUAAUCGCUAUUCGUUGUGCUAUUGGGCAGUGCCCACAUUCAAUUUGGGUCAUGACGAUGUCGCGAAUUUAUAUCAGAAUCGUGAGAUCACCAAUACAUUUACGAUCGGUGAGCGCGCUCAGUGCAGCAUGCCCGGCUGUCCGAGUCAGCGUGGUGAGAGUAAUUGCAAAUUCUACAAUUUUCCCAAUGACAUGAAGACGCGCAUAAAGUGGUGUCAGAAUGCGCGCUUACCCGUGAAUAGUCGGGAGCCGCGUCAUUUUUGCAGUCGUCACUUUGAAGAUCGCUGCUUUGGCAAGUUUCGGCUGAAGCCAUGGGCUGUGCCCACACUACAUUUGGGCACACCAUAUGGCAGAAUACACGAUAAUCCGGGCGUAUUCUAUUUGGAGGAGAAGAAAUGUUGUCUGCCACAUUGCAAGCGCACGCGCUCAUCCGAUUUCAAUUUAUCGUUAUAUCGUUUUCCACGCGAUGAAGUGCUGCUGCGACGCUGGUGCUAUAACUUGCGCCUGGAUCCGGCAAUAUAUCGUGGCAAGAAUCACAAAAUUUGUAGCGCGCACUUUAUCAAAGAGGCGCUGGGCUUGCGCAAACUGUCGCCAGGCGCCGUGCCGACCUUGAAUUUGGGCCACAACGACCGUUUCAAUAUCUAUGAGAAUGAGCUGCCAACACCACCUGUGGUACCACCGUCGAAAAUGUUUAAUUUCCAUAAUGUCUCCGCACCGCCACCAGUCUACAGCAGUCACCGCCAUAGCAUUGCGUCGAGCAGCAGUCACAGCGAACGCUUGUAUCCCAAUCCAGUAUCGAAGCUCAAAUUUAGCAUAUCGAAUAUAACGGCCGGUGAUGUGAGCUCCAUGAGCGGCAGCGCGACACAAAAUAUUUUGGAUUCAUUAGAAGUAUGCUUUGUGCCAAGUUGUAAGCGUAAUCGCAAUAUAGACAACGUCACAUUACACACCAUACCGCGUCGUCCCGAGCAGAUGCGCAAGUGGUGUCACAAUCUGAAGAUCGGCAUCGAAACGCUGCAUAAGGGUGUGCGUAUUUGUAGCGCGCACUUCGAGCCAUACUGCAUUGGCGGCUGUAUGCGUCCAUUUGCAGUGCCCACCUUGAACUUAGGCCAUGACGAUCCGAAUAUCUAUCGCAAUCCAGAUGUUAUUAAGAAACUGAAUAUACGCGAAACAUGUUGUGUGCAAGAUUGCAAACGCAAUCGUGAUCGUGAUCAUGCUAAUCUGCAUCGUUUCCCAUCGAAUUUCGAAAUGCUCACUAAAUGGUGUGAGAAUCUGUUGAAGCCGGUGCCCGAUGGCACUAAACUCUUUAACGACGCCAUAUGUGAGGUGCAUUUCGAAGAGCGUUGCAUACGUAAUAAACGUUUGGAGAAGUGGGCCGUGCCGACAGUAAAACUUGGUCAUGCCGAAGAGCCGAAACAUCGUUUGCCAACGGAUGAAGAGAUUGCCGAACAGUGGCCGAAGCCGCUAAUGCCAAAUAAGGGUAUAGAAGAGGGUGAAUGUUGUGUGUCCACAUGCCGACGUGAUCCGAAGAUCGACGAUGUUAAACUCUAUCGCACACCCGAAGAUCCCGAGCUGUUGGCGAAGUGGGCGCAUAACUUGCAAACGGAAACGGAAGAUCUUACCACAUUACGCAUUUGUAAUUUACACUUUGAAGAGAUUUGCUUUAGCAAAAAGCGUCGCCUACACUAUUGGUCAUUACCCACACUCAAUUUGGCUACGAAUGUCGAGCAAUUAUAUGAGAAUCCCGAACCGCUAGUACCGCAGGUGAUCAUAAAGUCAGAGACGAAACGCGAACGUCGACGCAUGCGCGAUGCCAAUGAGCCAUUGAAGCCGUGGACACCACGUUGCUGCCUGCCACACUGCCGGAAACGACGUGAUACGGAUCACGUGCAACUUUUCCGUUUCCCAGUGCUCAAUCGACCUAUGUUGGCUAAGUGGUGCCACAAUUUGCAGCUACCGCAGGUCGGUAAUGGUCAUCGUCGUUUAUGUUCUACACAUUUCGAGCCGCGUGUCUUGUCGAAACGUUGUCCCAUACCGAUGUCAGUGCCCACUUUGGAUCUGAAUACACCACCAGGUUAUAAAAUCUAUAUGAAUCCGGCGCGUCUAAAAGCCGUCAAGUUGCAACAAGUCUGCUGCAUUUCAUCGUGCAGUCGUACACGUGCCGAUGGCGUACAGCUCUUCCGAUUUCCGCAUAGUCGCAGCGUAUUGCGCAAGUGGUGUCACAAUACGCGGCAACACGCACGCGGUGAAUAUCGCGUAUGUUCGCGUCACUUUGAACCGCACGCAUUCGGCGCUAAACGUCUAAUGCCCGGCGCCAUACCCACAUUGAAUUUAGAUCCGGAAGUUGAGGAUGUGUAUGCGAAUGAAGCGCAGAGCUUCGCUGAAACGCAGUGUGUAGUAAGCGGUUGCGUCGCCAGUAAGGAGUUAGAUGGCGUACGGCUCUUCAAAUUCCCCAGCGAUGAUGUCGAUUUACUAUGGAAGUGGUGUAACAAUUUGAAAAUGAACCCGGUGGACUGCCGUGGCGUACGUAUCUGUAAUCGGCACUUCGAACCCGAAUGCGUCGGUUCAAAGAUGCUGUACAAGUGGGCUGUGCCAACACUAGCACUGGGUCAUAACGAUGCCGACAUUAAGUUGGUGUCCGUGCCGCCGCCAGAGGCACGUUACAGCGAUGUGGUGACCAAGUGUUGUGUCCCCACAUGCGGCAAGUCACGUAAAUUUGAUGAUGCACAAAUGAACAGUUUUCCGAAGAAUUUGCGUCUAUUCCGCUGUUGGAAACAUAACCUCAAAUUGGACUUUUUAGACUUUAAGGAUCGUGAAAAAUAUAAAAUUUGUAGUGAUCACUUCGAACCGGUUUGUCUUGGCAAACUGCGUCUCAAUUAUGGCGCUAUACCUACACUAAAUCUGGGACAUGAUGACACAGACGAUUUGUAUCCCGUUGAUCCCACGCAGAUACAAGUAUCGCUCUUCGGCAAAAUGCGUCCUCGUAUUGCUAGCGAUAAGGACGCAGCUGAAUUUGAGCAGGCUAGUUGUGUUGGAAAAGACGACAUAAAAUGCUCCUAUCCCAAUUGUACUGCAACGAAAAUGCUGUUAAGCGAACCUUACGACAUGCCAGCCGCCUUGCCGCUACAUGCGCUUUGGUGCGCACAAAUGAAAGUCGAUGCGGAGGCGCUCAGCGAGACGCCAAAACUGUGCGGUCUGCAUUUCAUAAAGCUCUAUAAAGCCACAUUAGACGCGGCUAACGCGCUAGCGGAGGGUGACAACGAACUUAGUGAGGCCAUGAAAUCGCUGAACGACACUUAUGAAAAGUGUUGCGCUUCACCAAUCGUUUGUAGCGCGCAGUGUUGCGUUGCCGGUUGUGGUAGUAAUCAGGUUAGUGGCAGCCGUACAGCACAACGCCUCUACUUAUUCCCUACUGCGGUCGGCAGCGGCAUUGACUUAUUAGAAAAAUGGUGUCACAAUGUAGAUGUUAGUGCAGCGGAUCUCAGUCGUUUUACGCACAAAGUAUGCGCGCGUCAUUUCGAAGCACAAUGUAUUGGCCCGACACAACGCUUACGCUCAUGGGCCAUACCCACUUUGCAGCUCCAACAAAAACCGGAACACAAAAUACAUGCUGUACCAGAAUUGGGUAGCGCGGCGCGUCCGCAUGAAGCGCGUUGUUGUGUAGCCACGUGCGCACGCGAACGCGGUGAUUUCGAAACAAUGCGUCUUUUCAGUUUUCCCAUCAUCGAUGAGGUGCUCGAAAAGUGGUUGCACAACUUGCAAUUGACACGCAAUCAGUGCGCACGCUUGCGCAUCUGUGAGCAACAUUUCGAGCCGCGUUGCAUUGUCAAGACGCGCUUGCUGCGCUGGGCCGUACCAACAUUGCUGUUGGAGCGCAAUGCCGAGGAGCUGCUACAGAACGAACCGCCGGUACAAGCCGCAGCGCCUGCCGCAGCAACCGCUGAUGAAGUCGAUGCAAUUGAUACUGCAAGUAAUAUCGAAGGCGAUGAAGAUAUGCGUGAUGUUGAUGAUGAAGAGGAUGACAAUGAUAGCGGCGAAUUGGCGGCAGUGCCCAACGUAAAGAUGAAAAAAUCACUUGGCAUUUUUAAGUGUUGUGUACCGAGCUGCAGACGUACCCGCCUGCAACACGGCGUGCGCCUCUUCCAAUUUCCCACAAGCCAUCAAAUCUUGCGCAAAUGGUGUCACAAUUUAAAAAUUUCGCUCGAAAAGGCUUCAGAUCCCGCCUUACGUAUUUGCAGCGUACACUUUCACAAACGUUGCAUUGACGGCAAAGAGUUACGUCCCUGGGCCAAGCCGACCAAUGCUCUCGGUCACAGCGGUCCCAUCUAUGAGAAUCCCAAAAAUCUACCCGGCGUCUUUCUACCCAAAUGCUGUUUGGCACAUUGCCGUCAACGGCGCACACUCGAAAAUGACUUACGUACAUUUGGCUUCCCCAAAGAUGAAGCUCUUAUGCGCAAGUGGUGCGCAAAUUUACGCAUGGAGCCACGCGCCAAUCACGCACGCAUCUGCAUGUCACACUUCCCGCCCGAGGCGAUGGGCAAUAAGAAGUUGCGCGCCAAUGCGGUGCCUACGCUAAAUUUGGGACACAACGAACCGUUGGAGUAUGACAACGCUUUGCUGAUCGCGACAGCGAUGAAGGCAAGAAAUCCGUUAGAGGAAAAGAAAGUUUUGAAUUCGGAUGCUAGUGACACCGAAUUGGGAAACAUCGGCGGAUACGAUGAUGAAAUGGAUGACGAAGACAAUGAUGACGAUGAUGACUAUCGCAUCGAUGAAGAAGAUGACGAAAAUGAUUUCUAUGCUUCCGCCGGCGUUGGUAAUAGCGAUGAAGAGGAAGAGGAAACGGUUGAGGACUUUACGCCGAGCAUUAGUGCCGCAACCGGUGACGACGAUGAGUUGUAUAGUAAUACCGAGGCGCGUGAUGACGACAAUUUCAUAGUCGAUUCGGCAGAUGAAGAUGAGGAGGGCGCUGAAGUAGAAGAUGAGGAUGAAGAAGACAUCUACGGUAACGAAGAAGAUGAUGAUGAGGACGAUAGUGAGGACAGCGACGAAAGUGUUGUCGAAAAUAUAUACAACAGUCCUGCAGAGGAGGAUGACAGCGACAGUGAAAGCGAAGUUAACGCCGAUGACAACAACGCUGACAGCAAAGACGCCGAAGCCGAUGAUGAUGAUGUAGAAAUGCUGAUCGAUGCCGAUGAGGAUGAAGAUGAUAAAAGCAGUUACAAUGCCUGCGAUCCACUCGACUUUGUGGAAUGUGUUAACCAAAGCGAUGAUACGCAACAAAAUGAAGCACCGGCCACCUCAACAAAACUACGCAAUCUCCGUCAAGCAGGAAAAAAUAUGCGUAAGCGACCAAUAACAUCGUCGCCGACAAAUUAUGAAGAUGACUCCAAUACAAAUUACAGUAAUGCCGAUGAAACGACACGUUUCACUGCAACCACUUCGAAUUCCGCAUCGGCAACCACAUCGUCGGCAUCAGCUUCAGCUGCGGUCACGUCCAACGCACCAGCGAGUACACGUCAUUGUGGCGCUGACAAAAUAAGUCGUUCGGUUUUUCGGCUUUGUUGCCUCAGACAUCGUAGGAAGAAGAAAGCACCACCAGAUCCACCACCUGAUAUGCGAAGCGCGCGCGCCAAAGCGCCAGCAGUACGUCGGACGUUGAUGAAUAAUAUUGCACGCCCUCGUCGACAGCGCGCUUACUGUGCAGUACGCCGUUGCGGACGCACCGCCGGUGCUGCUGUCACGCUAUAUCGUUUUCCAUUAAGCGGCAGUCGCUACUGUCGCCGUUGGUGUGCACAGUUAAAAAUUAAAAUGACGCAUACAUCGCGCCGGCGCAUUUGUCAACGACACUUUCCCUACAGUUUAGUAGAUCGGCGUCGUAGACGCUUGCGUUUCGGCGCAAUACCAACACGCAAUUUAUAUAACACCACAAAACAGUUCAAGCGUAAUCCACUUUAUGGCUUAUAUAAAAAUACAACACAAUCGACAGCGGACGCGUCAGAGCGCGCGGCCUGCGCGGAUACAACGCAAACCAGCGCCGCGCAAUUGAACGUUUAUAAUCGUUGCUGCGUGCCAAAUUGCGGCAAAUCGCAUCAAGUGGAUGGCGUAACGCUCUUCCGCUUCCCAAAACUACGCUCACUCUAUCUCCAAUGGGCUACGAAUUUGCGCUUAAUGCCAACCAUGCGUUUGGUGCAAGUCUACAAAGUUUGUAGCGACCACUUCGAACCCCAAUGCCUCAGCUAUCAGCGUAGAGAUCGUGCCAAUCUGAAAUAUGGUUCUGUGCCUACACUGAAGUUGGGUCAUAACGACACCUCUAAAAUAUAUACGCAAAACACGCUACUGCCACAAAAGCGCCGCGGUCUUGGUAGACGCAAAUGGUAUCCGCAAAAAGGUGUCAACGAAUGCGCUGUGCAUGAUUGUAAGGUAGCGCAGUUUCUACAAAUGCAACUGUUUGCGCUGCCAGCGACGCUCAAACUGCAAGAGCGCUGGUGUAACUAUUUCAAAUUAAACUUCACCGGCGCGUCGAAAGACGCCACCGAAUUCUUUGAAAAUGUACGUUUAUGCGCUUUGCACUACAUGGAGGGUUAUCAAAUGGCCACUUACAGCGACGGUGCGCGCAAAGGUUCAUCUGCGGCGUUGGACGAACUCGAGGCGAAUUAUGCGCGCAUAACCAGUUCGACGCGCAUACAAAUGCUGAAAUGUUGUGUGCCGAAUUGUUCGACGAAAUUCACGGACAACGUGCGUUUGACCGCAUUUCCCAGCGCGGAAGAGCUGCGCGCUAAGUGGCAACACAAUACACAAGUGUCGUUUAGUCCAUCGCAUCGUUAUUUGUAUAAAGUAUGCGCCUUGCAUUUCGAGGAGCGUUGCUUCGCCAAAAAACGUCUCUUUAUGUGGGCUAUACCCACAUUGCAUUUACCGCGACCGCAAAAUCAAGAUACAGAACAUAAGCUGUUUGAAAAUCCCAUAUUUGACAGCGUGAGUGGCGCCCAAUGUUGUGUUGAAGAUUGCGCAACGAAUCAAGUUAAACAGGAGGCGCCGGCAGUGAAUGAUGAUGACAAGGAAGUGUGUAAAGCGGCAGUGCGCUUUUGGCAUUUUCCACAAGAUGACGCAUUACGCGAAAAAUGGUGCCAUAAUUUGGGGCUCAGCGCGCGAAUUAACGAAAUCAGCCAUACCAGUCGGCGUUGGCGCAUUUGCAGUCGCCACUUCGAGCAAUUCUGCAUCGGUAAGACGUUGCGCAGCUGGGCUGUGCCUACAUUGCAUUUACCAAAACCGGUCAAACAUGCUAAGAGCGGCAGACGUUCCACAUAUAUUUACCAAAAUCCCGAUAGCGCUGCAGUCUACUAUCGCUGCUGCAUUAAGACAUGCCAUCAGCUGCGCGAUCUUGAUGCUGGCAUACGCCUAUAUGCAUUCCCCAAAAAGGAGACAAUGCUACAGAAAUGGGCGCACAACAUUCGCAUGCCCGCAGUGAAGUGUCGCUACGCGCGCAUCUGCACGUUGCACUUCGAAGCGCAAUGCUUGCGUCCGCAAAUGCAGUCGUGGGCGCUACCGACCAUCGAUUUGGGACAUGACGAAGCCGAUAUUUUCCGUGUGCCGAAGGUGAAGUUAAUGGUUACGAACGAACGCUGCUGCCUACCGCAUUGCAGCAAGCGACGCAGCCGCGACAAUGUACAUCUUUUCACCUUUCCGCGCGACAAAGAUGUGUUGGACAAAUGGUGGCACAAUUUAGCGAUUGGCGUACAGGAUGUAAAACGACGUCUCAUCUGUGAAUCGCAUUUUGAGCCGCGCUGUAUUAGCAAGCGCCGUUUAAAACGUUGGGCCAUACCAACACUACAUUUGGGACACACAAACGAUACGCUCAAGAAUCCAACACCAGCUGAAGUGGCAACUUAUGAAAAUAACACAACAGCACGACGCUCACAAACACCCUCGAAAAUGACGCGCGCCAAAUCAACGCAACCAACAGCGCCUACAAGCACUUCACAGAAAUGCUCAAUCGCACACUGCGCACGUGGCACCGAUAGCAGCGCGCUGUAUCGCUUUCCCAAACCAGACUGGUUGCGCAAGAAAUGGUGUGACAAUACGCGUAUAGACGAAGAGACCGCCAAACAGGCGAAAAUUUGCGCGCGCCAUUUCGAACCGCAUGUUAUGGGCAAUCGCAAACCGCGUCCAUGGGCGUUGCCAACCAUGGAAUUGGGCGCUGACGAAAACGGCGCGCCCAUGCCUGUCGUACAUGCAAAUCCCAAACAGCUGUCGCGUUUUCAUCCCGAAGAGCAUGAAUGGGGCGAGCUGCGUUAUGUGCGCGCUAACCAUUGCUCUAUAAUAUCUUGCUUGAAAUCGAAAAAAGAUGGCGUAACACUUUUCAACUAUCCCACGAAACGCCACAUGUUGCAGAAAUGGGCUGAGAAUUGUCGCCAUUAUCCGUAUCAAGCCAAACGCUAUCGUUUCCAGCUGUGCGGCGCACAUUUCACUGCUGAUUGUUUCAAACGCGAAGGCACACGUUUACGCAAAGGCUCAGUGCCUACCCUAAAGUUGGGACAUGAUGAUGCGCAGAUACACCAGAGUGAAUUCGAAAGCGUAAGCGCCAUAAAAAUUGAAAUGAAAGUACUAAAAAGUUGCAGCGUACCACAGUGUGGGCGCACAAAUCUACACGAUGGCGUGCGGCUCUUCAAAUUUCCCUACGAACGCGCCGAGACGUUAGAAAAGUGGUGCCAUAAUUUACGCAUGAACGCGGCCGAUUGUCGCAACGCGCUAAUCUGUAAUAUGCAUUUUGAGCCGCGUUGCGUUGGUGGCGGUCAUCGCGGUUUGCUUUUGCGCGCCAUACCCACAUUACUGCUGGGACACAAUGAUAGCGAUAUUUUAAACAAUCCAGAAACCUUUGAGCGACCUGAGAAGCUAAUCAGCUGCUGCGUACCCGGUUGUAUUAACACCAAACAAACCGAAGGCAUAACGCUGAGCGCUUUUCCGAAGUUGCGUAGCCAUUUUGAGAAGUGGGCGCACAACCUACAGCUGCCGGUCAGCACCACCGUCUGGCAUACGUACAAAGUCUGCAGCGCACACUUUGAGAGCUACUGCUAUGAGCACGGACGUAUCAAGGUGGGCGCAAUGCCGACACUAAAGUUGGGACACAGCAACGCAAUUGACUUGUACACCGUCAGUGAAGAGACAAUGAGUCAAGCAUUUAAGCGCAAACGUGUCGCGCCCAAAACUGAGACGCCGAAAGCGCCACACGAAGCGUGUUGUUAUCCGGAAUGUAGAGAAAUGGAAUUGCGUUUGACAAAUCAACUUUUUGAGUUUCCACGUUUGGAUGACAUACGACGCGCUUGGUACGAAAGUGUUGGUUUGAGCGUUGAAGAGCAGGCGGAAGAAGUAUGUGUGGCAAUUGAAAAUGAAACACAAAAAACCGCGCCCGACAACGACAUGCCGCAGGAGGUUGAUGCUGCUGCAGCUGCUGCUCCUGCUCCGAUAAAAGUUACGAAAAUAUCUCCCAAAUUAUGUCCAAUGCAUUUCAAAUUACUCUACAUUGAGCAUGCCGCUUUGCUGGAUACACUCAAAUCGGACAGCACAGCAGACACGCAGCGCAUAUUGCAUAAGCUUGACGAGACCUACACAAAAGUAUGCGAUAUAUCGUGCGUGCGUCGCAUUAGCUGCGCUGUGCCAGGUUGCAAUUCGAAUUAUCUCACCACUAAAUCGCUGAAAUUCUUCAAAUUUCCCGAUAAUGCCGAGAUGCGCGCCAAAUGGUGUCACAACACACAAGUCAUAAUCGAUCCGGAUCGCUUGUAUUGCUACAAAAUAUGUGAAUUACAUUUCGAAGCAAGCUGCUCAUCGCAAUUGAGCAAAAAAAUGCAACGUUUGAAAUCCUGGGCGCUACCCACUUUGCAAUUGCCGCCACGCGCUGCAGACGCGCCCGAAAUAUAUGCAUUACCAGCGCCCGAUACGGUAGCCGAAACAAAACGCGCCUCAUUGCUACUAAACGCGCCACUCAAUAAAUGCUGUAUAGCCAGUUGCGUGUACGCUAAAGCGCCGGCGGAGCGCACGGUUAGCGCUGAUAGUGAAAUACAGUUUUUCAAUUUUCCCAACGAUGCAGAAUUACUCUACAAAUGGGUAUAUAAUACACAAAUCAGUAUGGUCGCGGCUACUAAUGCGCGCAUCUGCUCGCUACACUUUGAAAAACACUGUAUUAAUAAACGCUUGCGCAUGUAUGCGGUGCCAACACUGCUGUUGGGCCACCAGAAAACCGAUAUCUAUAAGAAUCCCUCGGAUAAGAGAGUAGCGGCAGAGGCAAUGGAGAGCAAACCGCCCAAGUUACCAAAGUGUUACGAAGACAACGUUGCUGAUGACGCCGAAGUUGAAGAAGAAGAAGAAAAAGAAAAUGAUGAUGAUGAUGAUGAUGAUGAUGAUGUGUUGUUAGCGGAUGUUAAGGCGCACAAAAUGAAAUUGAAAAAAACCGACAUAACUAAAUAUAAAACUGAAGUGUUUGACGAAAGUGAAGCGCGCACAGUGCGCAAGUCUGCCGCGCACGAUGAGAAGAAGCCAGACCGCGCGCUGCUCGAGCCAAUGCUAGUGGUGAAAACCGAAUUGAAGGAGCGCAAAGAAAUCACAACAACAACAACAAAUAAACCGGCAACGCAGCCCAAACCAUAUCACCAACCUUUCAUCAUAAAUAUUAAACAAGAAAAGGAUGUCGAAGAGAACUAUACCGCCGAAGGCAUUGAAAAUCAAAUGAAGCAAGGCUUACUCGAUAUGUUUAAUAGUUUUGGCGACACUGGCGUCGAACAGGAGCCCGAUGACAUUAACGAGCUGGGCGACGAAGUGACGCAAAUGGAACGCGAUACCGCGCGCCAUUGCCGCAUUGUCGGUUGUAAUAGCUACGCGCGCAAUGCGGGCGUCACGCUGUUCAAAUUUCCCUUUCCACUCGACCAAUUCCGCAAAUGGUUGCAUAACACACAAUUGGAGGUGGACUAUACACGCCGUUGGCGUUAUCGCAUUUGUCAUCGUCACUUCGAACCGAUUUGCAUGCAAUUCCGCAAGCUACCGCCCGGCACCAUGCCCACGCUGAAUUUGGGACCUAAGCGGCCCGCGCACAUAUAUGAAAAUGAAUUCGACGUGAAUAGCUUAAGUAAAUAUAAAACGAAACCACAACAACAAAACCUAACAGCAACAACAACAACUAGUAAUGUAUUGAGCGAAUUAAAUGACGAAGCGGACACGAGUAGCUCCUUCGCCGCGCCCACACACCACAACAAUGAUAAUAUCGAUCCAAGCGCUGACUAUAACGAUGACUAUGCAGAUUUUGUAGACAAUACGCCGAUCGACCGCGAUACAUCGCGUCAUUGUCGCAUACCCGAUUGCAAUAGUCACGCCAAAGAUCCCGGUGUAACGCUCUUCAAAUUCCCCAUGUCCGAGUAUCUGUUUCACAAAUGGCUCUACAAUACACAACUUAAGGUGGAUUAUACGCGCCGUUGGCGCUAUCGCAUCUGUCAGCGCCACUUCGAACCGAUUUGCAUGCAAUUCCGUAAGCUACCGCCCGGCACCAUGCCAACGCUGAAUUUGGGUCCUUCGCGCCCGGCGCGCAUCUAUGAGAAUAGUUUCGAUAUUAACCAUUUGAAAAAAUUCAAAACUAAAUUGAAAAAUAACACCACAACAACAAGUACAGCUAUUGCUCCAACAUCCACUUCGGCCAUAAUGCACUCAAGCCAUGCCGAUUACACCGAUGACUUGGAAACGAGCAGUUCGUACGCCGUCGAUGCAAAUGUCAGCAACGCCGCUCAAUUGCCGCUACUCUCAUGUACCGUACGCCAUUGUACGAGUCAAUAUCACGCGCUACACGAGGGCUUACAUUUGCAUAAAUUGCCGACGAAUAUUAUGUUGCGCGAGAAAUGGAUUUACAAUUGUCGCUUCUCGGAGGAGACGCUCAUCAGCAUGAGUUCACGCAUACGCAUCUGUUCGCUCCACUUUACACCUAACUGCUAUUAUGGCGUUAAGCGUCAAUUGAAAUUUGGCUCAGUGCCCACUUUGCGUUUGGGUCAUACCGAUCCCAAUAUAUAUCCGCAUGGUUUUAGUAAUGAAAGCGAGGCCCAAAUGGCGGGCAAACAGCAUACAGCACAGCACACAUGGCGCACCAAACGCUUGCAGUCGUCCACUGAUGCCAAUCAAGAUAUUUGCUGCCUCAUCAAUUGUCGACAUAGCAGGCGUGAGUACACGCGGCAUUUCGCCUUUCCAAGCGAGCGCGAGCUACUCGAUCAAUGGCUCAAUGCACUCGGCAUGGAGUUUAAUAGUUCGCGUCCAGAUGAUUAUAAAAUCUGUGAAUGGCAUUUCAAAGCGUCCGAUUUCGAUGGUGAAGUACUGCGCGCCGACGCAGUGCCCACGCGCAAUUUGAAGAUAGACGAUGCCAAUCAAACGGAUGAUGAGGAUGAUAAUGAGGACGAAGAUGAUGAUGUACUUUGGAAUGCAAACGAAGAGCCGCUGGAUGAACGUCCAUCAACUUCCGCAGCAGCCGCUGCCGCAGCGUCAACUACUACACCCGAUGGCUACAACUUAAUCCCGGGCUCGCGACGAUGCUGCCUGGUGCACUGUCGCAAACAACUAUUCCAAGAUAACGUGCGCACCUUCAAAUUCCCCACAAUCCAUGAACAAUUCGAGAAGUGGGUGCACAAUUUAGGCAUCAAAUAUGACGGCCACGCACCUUGGCGCUAUCAAAUUUGCAGCGAACACUUUGAAAACCAAUGCAUUAUACAUUACGAAAACAAAGCCAAGUUGUUUAGAUGGGCUGUGCCCACUUUGAAAUUGGGCAAACGUGCGCCAGCCAUACUCUUCACGAAUGAGAAUCCCAAAAAGCUGCAACAAAGAGAUGCAGACUAUGAUCGCGUCUAUAGAAAUUCAACUGCCGGCGGCUAUGCGGACAACGUGGAUAAUGAGGAGACCAUGGAUACGACAAAUGAUGAGUUGAGUUCCAGUGCGCCGCCCGCAGAUGCGCCCAAACAGAUGGCUUAUCAGCAAGAAGAUAUGGAUUUGUUAGCACCAAUUGAGCGACCGCCACACAAAAUGAGCAGCGCAACGAAACGCAGCAAUUAUGCGUAUACCGCGAGCAAUGAUGACGGCGACGAUUACUAUGAUGGUGAUGAUGAUGCUUACGAUAUGGGUGAUGGUGAAAAUUCACUUUUGAAUGUCAUACGCGAGGAAAAACCGAGCGCUGUGAAGGAAGGUACACCAGCCUCGUCGUUCUUCUCAUUGCAACUGGUACGCGGCGGUUCCGCUAAAGUGCGCGCCUGCUGUCUGCCGCACUGUGGACGCACUCGUGAGUCCGGUGUGCGUUUAUUCCGUUUCCCCACAGAACCCGUCUUCCUCAAACGCUGGGAAUACAAUUUACGCGUGCUCUUCAAUGAGUCACAGCGCAAUACGCACCUAAUAUGUAGUGCGCAUUUCGAGCGUGGCCAAUAUAAUAAACGUUUAGUCGUAGAUGCCAUACCGACGUUGAAUUUGGGCCACAACAGCACCGAUAUCUAUCGUAAUGGACAAUAUGAGCCGACCAGAAUGCAUAAGCGCGCACUGACUGCAUCACCACCGCGCAUACCAUCGUCAAACAGCUUGCCGCUGAGUAGUCACAAACCGUUGCAUUGUAAUGUGCCCGCUUGCGCUGAUACGCAAAGUAAACGUCGUCUGUACCCCUUCCCCAGCAAUCAUGGGUUCGUGAAAAUUUGGGCCGAACGCACACAGAUCGCUUACGAUGCGCGUCAUCAUGCCGAAUUGCGCGUUUGUGAGCUGCACUUUGAGACAGAUUGCUUUAGCGCGCAUGGCCUAAACAAUAAUGCUGUGCCCACAUUGUAUUUGCCUGCACCAAAUGCACUGCCAACACCUGCUUCGCUUGCGCCAGUCGCACCAACAAAAAUUCCACCGCCCAUUGGUCGCUCUGCGGCUGCGUCCACUACGAUGCCGAAGCUGAGUGCGAUCACUUGUAGCGUUACCAAUUGCAGCAAUAGUACCGCUACACGUACGGACUUGAAAAUAUUCUCGAAAUUCCCCGAUGAUUUCGAAUUAUUCACCAAAUGGUGUUUCAAUUUGAAAAUCGAUCCACGCACCUAUGUGGACGGCAGUUAUAAUGUGUGCAGCGAACAUUUCGAACCAUUCUGCAUUGGCGGCCAUAGUUUGCGUGUCUGGGCUGUGCCCACGUUGCGUUUAGGUCACAACAGCAAGCUUAUACAUAGUGUCGAACGUCCUGCUGAGAUGGAAACCAAGUGUUGUUUGCCGCAUUGUGGACGCAAGAAGAGCAAAGAUGGCGUGGAGUUCUAUAGCUUCCCUAAAGGUGAUAUCUAUCGGCAGUGGUGUCAAAUACUCAAAAUCGAUGAAGGCCUCUACCGCAACACCGAUAAGAAGAUCUGUAGCGCACAUUUCCGUGCAGACUGUUUCAACAGUAACGGUACAUUGCGAUUGGGCGCACGCCCAACAAUGCUCUUGCGUAAUCGCACCGCCACAGCGGCAGCACAUAUGCUCAAACCGCCCGCGCCCUACCGCAGCAAGUGCAUCGUGCGCAUUUGUCAUGAAAUGCAACAGCUCUAUAGCUUCCCGGCGCAACGCAAUCUCUGCACGAAAUGGUGUCACAACCUGAAAAUCGACUACUACCCGAAACUGCAUGAGAAUAUGAAUUUCAAAAUCUGUCGGCGUCACUUCGAGCCGAAUUGUCUGCUGAGCGGCGGCAAACUACAUGCCGAAGCGGUGCCGACAGUGCAGUUAGGACACAACGAUGUCAAUAUCUAUCAGAAUUUGGUAGGCAUAAAGCACAGCGCCAGCACGACCAGCUAUGAUGAUAACAGCAGUUUGCGCACAAGCGUCAGCACCGUACACACAUGGUUGAUGGAUGUCGAUGCGGAAACGAAUGCUGCCAACAAUAUGCCGCCUGUCGGUAGUGUGGAUGCUGUCACAGGUGGUGUCGGUGGUGGUGCUGGUGCUACUGCAGACGCUGAUGAUGAUAUGGUGCGCAUGGAAUACGAGCCGCCUGUCGAUUUGGAGCCGACUGUUGUCACUGAGAAUAUUGCCGAUGAUAAUCUGGACUUGACCGACAGCGCCUAUAUGCAAAUGGAGGAUGACACCUACUAUGCAGACUUUGAGGAGCAACGUUUGUUGCCGCAAAGCAGCACUUUUAUAGCUGCUGAGAGCGCGGAGGUGAUUGACUUGGACGCUGUGGAUGCUGUGCAAGAGCAGUUUCCCAAUUGGUCGCAAGACGAUGCCGUGCUGGUGGAUGAUGACGACGAGGAGGAAGAUGAUGAUGCGCUGUUGUGGCCAUUAAAUUAAAUAUUUUUAAGUUAAAAGAAGCAAAAUUUAUUGAAAUUAGUUAUAUAAGUGAAAAGUUAAUACGAAAAGUAUAGAGAGUUUAUAAUAUGCAGCAAAGAAAGAGAGAGCGGGAGAGAGAGUUAACGUUAGUGUAAGCGUUUAAAAGUGCGAAAGUAAAAAUGACAGAAAUAUACAUACAUAUGAAUGAAGAGAUUGUAGCAAGAGGGGAAAAAGUGUGUAUGAGCGUGAAGGCAGCUCGAAAUAGUGCACACAUUUAUGUGCAUAAUUAUUGCAUUAAAUACUAUAUAAAAAACUUUUUUUGUAUUUUUAUGAAAUAUAGACACUAUUGUAUAUCUAAGAAAUAAUUUAACUUAAGAUUUUUCAUAAAUGUAACUUUUUAUAUAUUUUUUCAUCUAUUUCAUAUUUUUU